CUGGCAAGCCAUCAAACGUCCGGAACCGAAGAGUUGUGUCUUGAUCAUGUCCUCGACCACUACUGGCAAGCACGCCUUGCCAACACCAAGUACGGCAUGGCUACUAUUUCACUCCAUCGCCAAGCACCCAAGAGCCUGGUUGGUCUCUUGGCAGCUAUUGAGUCCACUGACGUAUUGUAGGAUAUCGCUGGGCGAGAAGAUGAAAAUCCAUUGGGGACGUCCAUCUAUAAGAAAGGCACAUGCCUGUCACUUUUGGACUUUUAGAACACUAUCAAAUUACCCCUCAGAUCAACCGUGGUUCGGUCAAUGAUAGACUACCACUUAUCUGUCAUCUCCAGUAUUUUACCACAUCUAAUAUCGAAAUUAUUUUAUUCUCAAAUUCCACAAGAUACACACACUUACUUCCGAGAUGAGCUCCUCCAAGGACUCUGAAACUCGCUCCUGUUAUGAGAAGCAUCCAUUCAAACUAUCUGUUGACCAGAUAACUUCACAGUUUGGGCUAAACACCGACACUGGCUUAAACUCAUCCCAAGUCAACGAUAAUCGGUCCAAGUUCGGGGAGAACAAACUUGACGGGCAAGGGGGCGUCAGAUGGUAUACAGUUCUACUAAAACAAUGUGCAAAUGCAAUGGUUUUGGUGCUUAUUUUCGCCAUGGCUUUGUCCUAUGGUGUCCAGGACUGGGUCGAAGGCGGUGUCAUCACAGCAGUCAUUAUCAUCAAUGUAGUCAUCGGCUUCGUUCAGGAGUUCAGAGCAGAGCAGCAGAUGGAUUCCCUUCGAGCUCUCUCGUCUCCAACAGCAAUGGUUCUGAGGGAUGGUAAGGUCGAUGCUAUCGCAUCUGCAGAAGUUGUACCUGGUGAUGUCAUACAGCUUAAGACUGGUGAUACCGUCCCAGCUGAUCUUCGCCUGUUUGAAGUCAUGAACUUGGAAUGCGACGAGAAGAUUCUUACAGGAGAGGCUAUUCCAGUCUCGAAGGAUGCGGACAAGGACUUUGAUGGUGAAGAUGAGCUUCAGGUCGGCGUCGGUGAUCGUGUAAACAUGGCUUACUCUUCAUCAACUGUCACUAAAGGACGUGCUCGUGGUAUUGUCGUCUUCACUGGAAUGACCACUGAGAUCGGCUUAAUUGCGGCAUCGAUGCAAGGCAAGAAGAGGAAGCCAAAUCGAUCCAUGUCACGCAAGAAGCAUGGAAGUCUCCAGCCAGCUAAAGGUGCUGUUCUCCGAACAUGGGAUGGCAUUGGAGCAUUCCUUGGUCUUACCGUAGGCACUCCGCUUCAGCGGAAACUUUCGAAGCUUGCAUACUUAUUAUUCGGUUGUGCAUUAAUACUUGCUAUUGUUGUCUUUGGUGCGAAUCGUUUCGACGUCACCAAUGAGGUAGCGAUCUACGCCAUAUCGACCGGCAUUGCUAUUAUUCCAGAAUCACUGAUUGCUGUUUUGACCAUCACUUUCGUCACAGGCAUGUCAGUCAUGCGACGUAAAAAGGUCUUGACCCGGAAGCUCAGUGCUCUUGAAGCCCUCGGUGGUAUCACGAACAUCUGCAGUGACAAGACCGGCACGCUCACACAAGGGCAAAUGGUGACACGCAAAGCAUGGGUUCCUGGCGUAGGCAUUUACACCGUCAGCAAUUCUGAAGAUGCAGCCGAUCCAACGAACGGCAAUAUAAGCUUGGGCCCAGUCAAGACGAAAGCUGAAUUUGAGGCGGAGCGACACGAGCGAGAGGAGCGAUUCGACCGCCAGCGAAGUAUUGUCAACGUCAAGUUUCAAGAGCCUUCAGAAAAGACCGAUCGAGACCAGCGGCGGCCUGCAAGACAGACUACAACUAACAGUGAAGACGAUUUGUUGACCGAGAAUCCUGGAAUGGUACCUGGGCUUGAGGCCUUUCUGCAAUCAGCCGCUCUGUGCAACUUGGCAACUGUCCGUCUUAAUGAUGACGAGGAUAAAUGGCAGACUACUGGUGACCCAACGGAAGUUGCUCUCCAGGUCUUUGCUCACCGUUUUGACCAAGGUAAAUCCCAUCUAGAGAAAGGCAACGGAUGGAAACAACUCGCCGAAUAUCCAUUCGACAGCAAUGUUAAGAGGAUGUCAGUCGCAUAUCAGCGCCCCCAGAGUAAAGAGACAAUAAUCUUUUCGAAAGGUGCCGUCGAGCGCAUCAUUGAUCUCUGUACCAAGGUUGGUGUGGAUGGGCAAGAAAACGACUUGACCAAGGACAUCAAGGAAUCCGUCCUCGAGCAAAUGGGCCUCCUAGCCGAUCAAGGUCUGCGAGUUCUGGCAAUCGCUCGCAAAACGUGGACAGGCAAUGAAAUCACCGCAAAGUCUGACACAUCGCGCAAUGAGAUUGAAAAAGACCUCACAUUGCUGGGUCUUGCUGGUCUGUAUGAUCCUCCACGCAAUGAGACCAAGGACGCUGUCAAAGAUUGUACUUCUGCUGGUAUUCGUGUCCACAUGCUUACAGGUGAUCAUCCUGGUACUGCUGCUGCGAUCGCCAAAGAAGUCGGCAUUAUCCCAAAGGAUACUUCGGUUCUACCAAAGGACGUUUCUGACGCGCUCGUAAAGACUGCUGCUCAAUUCGAUGGAAUGAGCGACGACGAAAUCGAUAGACUUCCCGAGCUCCCUCUCGUUAUCGCCCGCUGCGCUCCCCAUACCAAGACACGUAUGAUUGCUGCCCUCCAUCGUCGUGGUCGCUACGCUGCUAUGACAGGAGACGGUGUCAAUGAUGGACCAUCCCUACAAGCUGCCGAUGUCGGUAUCGCAAUGGGCUUGGCUGGCUCAGACGUCGCGAAAGGAGCAUCAGACAUCGUGCUAACCGAUGAUAACUUCGCAAGUAUCGUUAGCGCUAUCGAAGAAGGUCGCCGUAUGUUCGACAAUAUCCAACGCUUCGUCCUCCACCUCGUCACUUCUAACGUCGGAGAAGUCGUCCUCCUUAUCUGUGGUCUUGGCUUUCAAGAUUCGAAUGGUUUCUCCGUCUUCCCUCUCUCGCCCCUCCAGAUCCUCUGGAUCAACAUGGUUACAUCCGGCUUCCCCGCCUUUGGCUUAGGCAAAGAAAAGGCAUCAUACAAUAUCAUGACCCGCCCGCCACACGACCUGCGUAAGGGUGUCUUCACCUGGCAAAUCAUCGCCGACAUGCUCGUCUAUGGCACGCUCAUGGGCACCCUCACGCUUAUGACCUUCGUCAUCAUUGUCUACGGCGUCGGUGACGGCAAUCUGGGCAUGGACUGUAACAAGUCCUACAACGACAGCUGCGACCUUGUCUUCCGCGCCCGCGCCGCCGUCUUCGCCGAACUGACCUGGCUGAUCCUGAUUAGCGCAUGGGAGAUCAAGAGUCUGCGCCGUUCCAUGUUCCGCCUUGACCCCUCCUCCGAGUCCAAGUUCCCGUUCUUCAAGGACAUGUGGGAGAACCGCUUUUUGUUUUGGUCAGUCGUUGUCGGUGCUUGUGUCGUUUUCCCCUGCAUCUACAUUCCCGGCUUCAACACAGUCGUGUUCAAGCACAAGGGCAUCAGCUGGGAAUGGGCGCUGGCAAUUGGUGCCGUUUUCGUUUUCGUGCUGGGCAUGGAGAUGUGGAAAGGCAUCAAGCGCAUGACGGGUUGGUUCCGUGCGACAGACGACGAGGACUCUGCUGCGGCAAGUAAGACGCUGCGCAGGGGUGGACCGCUUGGCUUGAGGCAGGGCUUCUUCUCAUUUGCUCGCACGUUGAGUGUGGGUACCACGAGGAGCUUGCAAAAGCCGGAUAGUGAGAGUGGCGUCGAGUCGACAUUGGAUCGGAGAAGUACAGGGCAAUUGUCGAAAGUUUUGGAGGCGGAGCAGAAUGAGAAGGUCUAGAGAGAGCUCGAGACAUGGGUGUUUUUGGGAGUUGUUUGAACAUAGAAGCGAUGUUGAUGUGCUCUUGCUUUUUAGCGAUGAUACCUUUGAGUGGUUUUACUUCAUAAC
Messenger RNA from Pseudovirgaria hyperparasitica, 3919 nucleotides. Its product is annotated as Na+-exporting ATPase. NCBI's taxonomy places the organism in Eukaryota, Fungi, Ascomycota, Dothideomycetes, Acrospermales, Acrospermaceae. Gene Ontology annotation, biological process: intracellular calcium ion homeostasis; calcium ion transmembrane transport. The coding region runs from base 410 to 3811 and encodes 1133 amino acids. The transcript has 4 exons. The record is from RefSeq and is a predicted model, not a curated record. Gene Ontology annotation, cellular component: plasma membrane. Gene Ontology annotation, molecular function: ATP hydrolysis activity; P-type calcium transporter activity; ATP binding.